This is a messenger RNA of Hippopotamus amphibius kiboko, 1311 nucleotides long. It is a transcript of the gene DNAJB1, whose product is annotated as DnaJ heat shock protein family (Hsp40) member B1. Gene Ontology annotation, cellular component: cytosol. The transcript has 3 exons. Gene Ontology annotation, molecular function: transcription corepressor activity; Hsp70 protein binding. Bases 125 to 1147 code for a protein of 340 amino acids. The record is from RefSeq and is a predicted model, not a curated record. Lineage: Eukaryota; Metazoa; Chordata; Mammalia; Artiodactyla; Hippopotamidae.
AAGGUUCUGGAGGGGGCUGGCGGGCUCUGGAAGCUUCCGCCGGACGGGUAUAUAGAGUCCGGGACGGGGCGGCGGCGGAGCCGGGGGACGGCGACAGCUGGGCGGCGGGCCGCAGGCGGGGGCAAUGGGCAAGGACUAUUACCAGAUCUUGGGCCUGGCCCGCGGUGCGUCGGACGAGGAGAUCAAGAGGGCUUACCGCCGCCAGGCGCUGCGUUACCACCCGGACAAGAACAAGGAGCCCGGCGCCGAGGAGAAGUUCAAGGAGAUCGCCGAGGCCUACGACGUGCUCAGCGACCCGCGCAAGCGCGAGAUCUUCGACCGCUACGGGGAGGAAGGCUUGAAGGGCAGUGGCCCCAGUGGCGGGAGCAGCGGCGGUGCUAAUGGUACCUCUUUCAGCUACACAUUUCAUGGAGACCCUCAUGCCAUGUUUGCUGAGCUCUUCGGUGGCCGAAAUCCUUUUGACACGUUUUUUGGGCAGCGCAACGGCGAGGAAGGCAUGGACAUCGAUGACCCGUUCUCUGGCUUCCCCAUGGGCAUGGGUGGCUUCACCAACAUGAACUUUGGCCGCUCCCGCCCUGCCCAAGAGCCCACCCGAAAAAAGCAAGAUCCCCCCGUCACCCAUGACCUUAGGGUCUCCCUUGAAGAGAUCUAUAGCGGCUGUACCAAGAAGAUGAAAAUUUCUCAUAAGCGGUUGAACCCCGAUGGAAAAAGCAUUCGCAACGAAGACAAAAUCUUGACCAUUGAAGUGAAGCGGGGUUGGAAAGAAGGGACCAAAAUCACCUUCCCCAAGGAAGGAGACCAGACCUCCAAUAACAUUCCAGCUGACAUAGUCUUUGUUUUAAAGGACAAGCCACACAAUAUCUUUAAGAGAGAUGGCUCUGAUGUCAUUUACCCAGCCAGGAUCACUCUUCGGGAGGCUCUGUGUGGCUGUACAGUGAAUGUCCCCACUCUGGACGGCAGGAGCAUACCCGUUGUGUUCAAAGAUGUCAUCAGGCCUGGCAUGCGGCGAAAAGUUCCUGGAGAAGGCCUCCCUCUCCCCAAAACGCCCGAGAAACGUGGGGACCUCAUUAUUGAGUUUGAAGUGAUCUUCCCCGAAAGGAUUCCCCAGACGUCAAGAACCGUUCUUGAGCAGGUUCUUCCGAUAUAGUCACCUGUGUUUCCCCCAAGGACUGACUAGGGACCUUUCCAGAGCUCAAGGAUUUCUGGACCGUUCCACCAGCUGUGGACCCGCGAGAGGGUGGGAGGGCCCAGGGAGGGCUUUCGUACUGCUGAAUGUUUUCCAGAGAAUAUAUUACAAUCUUUCAAAGUCGU